AUGUUGUUCCUGGCCGCUCUAAUCACCGAUCCCACCGUUGAUCUUGGCGCCAAUGGUGUGCUCGGCCUUCCCCUCCUCGACUCCACUCGUCAGAUGAAAGAGUUCCCCCUAUUCGCUUCCGCACACCCCGCCGCUGCCCCUUCCGCUUCCGCCAACGACUCCGCCAGCUUAUCUUCCGCCAUGGCGGGCGCGCCAGCUCCGCCGGUGUCGGCGACGAAGGCGGAGGCGUUCGCGAGCCUGUCGCUUUUGCUGCAGAUUGCCAUGCUCAUGGUCGCAUUCGUCGUCGGACACAUCCUGCGACGUCGCAAGGUGUACUACAUCCACGAGGCCAGCGCCGCGCUGCUCAUCGGUGCGUUGACUCUGCGUCGUCGGAGAGUCGUCUCUGCGUCUCUGCGUCUCUGUUUGUCUGGGCGUUGGUCUGGUCGUAAAGUGACUGCCUCCACUCCCUUCAACCCCUCCUCUCUCCGCAUGCCAACGCCAGGCCUCGUGGUGGGCUCUGUGGGCAACUGCAUCCUCCCACCCUCUCACCUCUCCCCCUCCCCUACUCCCCUCUUCCCCCCUUCCUCCCUCUGCGUGCCAACGCCAGGCCUCGUCGUGGGGUCCGUGGGCAACUGUAUUCUCUCACCCUCUCACCUCCCCCCGUCCUCCCCUUUCCCCCAUUUCCCCCCCUUGCGUCCCCUCCCUCUGCGUGCUAACACCACGCCUCGUGGUGGGGUCCGUGGGCAACUGAAUUCUCUCACCCUCUCACCUCCCCCCGUCCUCCCCUUUCCCCCAUUUCCCCCCCUUGCGUCCCCUCCCUCUGCGCCUCGUGGUGGGGUCCGUGGGCAACUGGCGAGGAACUCAGGAGAGCUUCAGAAGCCGUUCUUCAACGACGUUAGAGCCACUGUUCCGUCUCUGUCAAUCUCUUAUUGUGUGUGCGCGUGCGUGCCUCACUCACCACCCCUCUUCCCAACACAGAAGCCGUUCUUCAACAACUUUGGAGCCAUAGUCACCUUUUCAUGUCUCGGCACCUUCCUCUCAGCCAUCGUCACAGGCAUCCUCGUCUACGUGGGCGGAUUCCUCUUCCUCAUGUACAAGCUCUCCUUCCUCGAAGCACUUAUCUUUGGAUCCCUCAUCUCCUCCACCGAUCCUGUCGCCGUGCUCGCCAUCUUCCAGGACGUGGGGGCGGACACGAAUCUCUACGCGCUUGUGUUUGGCGAGUCGGUGCUCAACGACGCGGUGGCCAUUACCAUGUACAGGACCGUGAUGACAAUCAUUCGCAACCCUACAGCGGACCCAAGCAUCUCUGCCGCCUUCCAAUACGCCGCCAUCACCUUUGCUGGCUCCACCUCCAUUGUAGCUGCUGCUGCCCUGCCUGCUCCCUUUGCUGCCCUAGAACUGUCUCAAACGCCUCUUGCCAUUUGUUCUCCUGUACCGUUCCCUUUCCCUGUGCUGCGUUGUCUCUCCUCUGCCCUCUUCCAUCUUUCCACUGCAGGAGUAGCCGUGGCUCUCUUCUCUGCUCUCAUAUCCUCCGAAACGCGCUUUCGACCCAACUUCCUCCUCUCACGUUUCGCCCUUCGUCUCUUCCUUCACCAGCUUCCUUUCACUUCCCUUUCCUCUUCUUCUGCCUGCUUUCACCCAUCACGUUUUGAGACUUCUCAGAACCCCUCAAUUUCGUCCUUCACCUCCCAUCUCUUCCACACAUCACGUGGCUUAGAAGCUGCCCCUCCGCCCCUUCUGCACAACCUAGAGUGCUGCCUCAUCGUUCUCUUCCCCUACAUCUCCUACUUGGUGGCAGAAGGUCUUGCACUCUCAGGCAUCGUUGCCAUUCUCUUCUGUGGAAUUCUCAUGAAGCGAUACACCUUCCCCAAUCUCUCAGAGGUGGCCCAAAUCCUCUCCGCCGGCUUCUUCCAGCUCAUCGCCUCCAUCGCUGAGACCUUCACCUUCAUCUACAUGGGAACGGAAAUUGCUCUGGGGGAGCACCAGCGGUGGGGGCACAUCAGCUUCAUCUUCUUCUCCAUUAUCUUCAUAGGUGUAGCAAGGGCCGCGAAUGUGUUUCCCUGCGCGCAUCUCAUCAACCUCUUCCGCCCUCCCUCCAAGCAAAUACCCGACAGCCAUCAGAAGGCGCUCUGGUUCAGUGGUCUGCGAGGAGCCAUGGCAUUUGGGUUGGCCCUGCAAGCAACUCACGACCUGCCCAACCACAGCCAUGGGAGGGCGAUUUUCACCACCACGACCGCCAUUGUCAUGCUCACUGUGAUUCUUCUGGGCGGCAGCACGUCCACUGUGUUGGAGCGUCUUCGUGUGACGGGGGACAGAUACAGCCAGUUGAGACAGCCGGAUGACACAUCGGAUGAGGAAGAAGAGGAGGGCAGUGGCAUGACGCACGGCCUCAUACAUGCACACGAGGACACACAUGGGAGCGCGCGCGGCCAUGGGCAUGGUGAUGGGCGUGGGGGAGGGCGAGGGGGAGGGCGAGAAGGAGGGCGAGGAGGAGGGGAGCCGAACGGGGUUCCGUUUUCGCCCCAGAAGUUGGGCUCUGCUGAUGUGUAUUCCCAGCACCAUGUCAACAUCCUGCCAGAAAACCCUUCCUUUGAGGAUCUCGAUUCGAAGUACAUCCGACCGUUUUUCACUGCAGAGCCUGCACCUGAUACACGGCGCAAGGAGGGUGGGGGGGCGGACAGGGGGAGUGAGAGGGGCAGAGGGGGAGGAGUGGGAGGGGGAGUGGAAGGGGGAGUGGAAGGAGGAAAACGAGUGGGUGGGGGACUGGGAGGAGUGAGGUCACCUCAAAUCACCUCCCCACAGAGGAGGGGCGGUGUUGGUGGCGGUGGCGGUGGCGGUGGCGGUGGCGGCCUUUCGGGGAGUUUAUUGGAACGAAGGAGCUCUUUCCGGUCUGGUUCGCCCACUUCACGCAGCGCACAGGGAGGUUCGGGAGGAGAGGGAGGUUCGGGAGGUUUGGGAGGGGGGUCACCAGAAGCCACCUCCCCACAGAGGAGGGGUGAUGCGGUAGGGCCAUUUGGGAGUCCGCCGGAUAAAAAGGGCAUUUUCCAGCUGGGUUCGCCUGUGCCUGCACGUGGUGCUCGAUAA
Messenger RNA from Closterium sp. Naga37s-1, 3063 nucleotides. The record is from the annotation of a GenBank genome assembly. NCBI's taxonomy places the organism in Eukaryota, Viridiplantae, Streptophyta, Zygnematophyceae, Desmidiales, Closteriaceae.